Molecule: messenger RNA, 1061 nt
Organism: Abrus precatorius (Indian licorice)
Lineage: Eukaryota; Viridiplantae; Streptophyta; Magnoliopsida; Fabales; Fabaceae
Product: protein PAM68, chloroplastic
Exons: 2
Coding region: 112-723 (203 amino acids)
Source: RefSeq, a predicted model, not a curated record
GCAACCCCUAAUAUCUCACUCUUUCCAAUGUCUUAACUCCUAUGUUCCUAUUUUCUUCCCAUAACAUGUCUCACCUGUAAUCUUCAAUCAUCCAUCAUCAACAUAAUCAUAAUGGCUACAACUACCGCCACAUUGUUCAAUCCACAAUUUCUUCACAUGCAUGGUCGGAAUAGCAUAUGGGUACUCACAAAGAUGAGUUUUUUCAAUGCAAAUGUGAAGUUUGAAUGUUCUAUUCAUAGAUCAAAAUAUCAUCAUGACCUUGCACCUAUAUGUGCAACCUUGAGGGACCCUAAGGGGUUUGGACCUUCUCCAAAGAAAAGGAAGAAGAGCAAGAACAUGAAAAAGGACUAUGAAGAAGAAGAUGAUGACGAAGAAGAAGAGGAAGAAGAGGAGCCAGACAGAGGAGUUAUCCCUGAAGUGGUGACCAACAGGAUGAUGAGUAGAAUGGCAGUGUCUGUGGGGAUUCCAUUAGGUAUUGGGCUUUUGUUCUUCCCAUUAUUUUACUAUCUCAAAGUUGGGUUGAAAAUUGAUGUGCCCACUUGGAUGCCCUUCAUUGUAUCCUUCUUUUUCUUUGGGUCUGCUUUGUUGGGAGUUAGUUAUGGGAUUGUGUCCUCUAGUUGGGACCCUUUGAGGGAAGGGUCCUUUUGGGGUUGGAAUGAGGCCCAAAAGAAUUGGCCCGUUUUUUGGCAGUCCCUUAGAGGGGAUGGAUCACGGAAGAAUUAGCCCUUUUUUGCCACUGAUAUCCACUUCCUUUUUCUUAAAAAAGUUAGACUAUAAAGUACUUGAAAGUAUAGCUUUUUUCUCUUAAAUUAGUUUGUGUCUAGAGAAAUAUAUAUUGUCUCUAAUGCUAAUAAAUGUGUAACUUUUUUUUUGGAAAAAAAAUGGUAUUGUGUAAGUUUCCAACCUCAUUCGCGUAGGAGUUGGACUUUAUUGUGUGUUAUGUACUAGGCUUGAUUGUUGGAUCGAUUAUUCAAAGUUGAUCCAAGAAGGCCAUUAAUAUUUCAACCUUCACUGAUAUGGAAGAUAGGGGCGAUCAUUAGCCCAGAAAGUUAUGUGAUUGU